CACAGAAUCCUGACACACUUUCAAGAUAGGAUCUACACAUGCAAAACAGCAAAAUGGAGGAAUCUAAAAUGACAUUUUUGCUUGUACUGGUGAUGCUAACGGGAUGUGCUGCAAGUCCUCAAGAUCUGUCAGGCAAAAUGUUCACCUUUCCAAUGCAAUCCAAGAGAGCUCAUGUGAGACUAAAUGCAUCACAACAGGAUUUCAGUGCUGUAACCGUCUGUCACAGGUCCUUUACAGACCUCAAAAGAGACCACGCCCUUUUCUCUUUGGCCACAGCCUCAAAUGCCAAUGGCUUCCUGAUUUACUGGGAUGAAACAAACAAGGAGAUUGAGUCCCAUAUCAGGGAUAAAAAGGUAGAAUAUAGAGGCUGGGACUACAAGCUAAACACGUGGCACUCUGUUUGUACCACAUGGGACUCUGCAUCUGGACUGGUGCAGCUGUGGUUUGAUGGACAACCUUCGAUUAAGAAAUUCGUCAGCUCUGAAUCAAACAUCAGAGGACCUACUAUAAUUAUUUUAGGACAGGAACAGGAUUCCCAUGGUGGGGGGUUUACCAUUGACCAGUCUUUCACUGGCAUGAUGUCUGAUGUCCACAUGUGGAACUACAUUCUUUCUCCCUGUGAGAUCCGGAACUACAUGGAUGAACUAAACUUCACCCCAGGGAAUGUGCUCAACUGGAGGGCGCUGGAGUUCGAGAUUGUAGACAGAGUGGUGAUAGAGAAUAAACAGGUGAUGUGCCACUGAGCUUUUAAAGCAAGACCAUCAAUAGAUUAGAAAGUCAAAAAUCAGAUUUCCUGUGCUAAAAUGUGCAAUGAGUACAUAAAUGUAAAGUAUAGAUUUCCAAUGUCAGCAGGUUAUGUCAAAAUUAAUUGUUUAUUAAAGGAUUUUUUCAACUCCAUCUCGAUACAGUAAUUACUGGAAGGAGUCAUCUGACUAUUUUACCCAUUCUUACUGUGAAGAGACCACUUCCAAAGAGGAUUGUGCUGUAAAAGAUGGGUAUUAAAAAAUGAAGUCCCGAAGUUAUUAGGAUACAUUGUCUAAGUUGAAGCUAUAAUAAGGCUUCAGUAGUCUUGAGUUACCCAAAUCAAAUCGUUCUAAGAAGGUGUUGCUUCAAAGCUAGUAUGGAGAGGAGGAAUGAUAAUGUUGGCUCUCUCAACAUACAGCGGGAUCCAAAAGAGUUUUUUACUCCAUUGUACAUCUUACAUGAACAUUGAUAGAGUCACCAUAAUGACUCAAGUAAUGACUCAUGUCUCAAGUAAAAAGGUGCCGACCCAAAUGCAGAACGUACAGGAAGUAAAAGUAGAAUAAAACUAAGUUUACUGUGUUGAUGAACACAAAAUAAUUCAGCCACAGGCAGGCAGUCAUAAUGGCUGUCUACCUCCCAGCUGACUUGCUUGCACUGUCUUUGGCUGUACUGUAGCUUUAGAGUAAAACUGAGACAGAUCUUACAGAAGGAUACAUAGUUCUUCCAUUAAAUGUCAGUCUGGAAUCUGUUUAUACAGUUGAUUGUCAUCACUAACCGUACUUCCUUAUCUGUUUUCAUUUUGUAGUUUUUCAAACAGUAAAAAAAAAAAAAAAAAAAAUUAGUAAAUCAAUAUAAAAUCAUUAUU
This is a messenger RNA of Xiphias gladius (swordfish), 1609 nucleotides long. Its product is annotated as serum amyloid P-component-like. The record is from RefSeq and is a predicted model, not a curated record. Lineage: Eukaryota; Metazoa; Chordata; Actinopteri; Istiophoriformes; Xiphiidae. The transcript is spliced from 5 exons. The coding region runs from base 39 to 743 and encodes 234 amino acids.